AACAACUCUACAAGACUCCACAACUGCACUAUACAAAUCUGCAACAAAUAUAAUUGCUUUCCAGCAACAUCAACACAACAUUCUCAAGCUGCAGAGUUAAUGUCUUUGAGCUUGGCAAACAAUGAUGCCAUCAGUCUGUAUGCGAUCUGCACAUUUAGAAAUGAUUCUACUGCUCAGGAGGUUAAUAAAGUUACUGUGUAUCACGAGUUCAGAGACAACACAAGGAACAUCUCAACCCUAGGAAGCUAUUUACUGGACAAUAACAGCCUUUAUGUAAAUGGUUACCAUGAAUCAACUCCUUCAUCAACGGUAUCACCAAUUAUGAGCACAACUCCAAGCCUUCAAACACAACCCUUUGAUUUCAAUGUGACCUUCAUUAUUACUAACCUGAUCCUUACAGCAAAUCUACAGUCUCCCAAUUCUGCACUGUACAAAUCUGCAGCAAACAUAAUUACUUAUCAGAUGAACAACCUGUUUACUAACAGCAAGAUCAACAGAACAUUCUCAAGCUGUAGAGUUCGCCCUUUCAUCUUGGCAAAUAUUGAGGACACCAAUGUGGACGCAGUCUGCACUUUCGGAAAUGACUCUAACCGUCAGGAAGUUAAUAAAGUCACCGUAUACCACACAUUCAGAGACAACGCCAAGAGCAUCUCCACCUUAGGAGCAUAUUCACUGGACAAUAGUAGGCUCUAUGUAAAUGGCUACCACGAAUCUGUUCCUUCUUCCACCAUAUCACCAAUUAUGAGCACAACUCUAAACCUGCAAACAAAGCCCUUUGAUUUCAAUGUGACUUUCAUUAUUACUAACCUGAUCCUGACUGCAACUCUACAAUCAUCCAGUUCUGCACUGUACAAAUCUGCAGCAAAUAUUAUUGUUUAUCAGAUGAACAACCUGUUUACCAACAGCAAAAUCAACAGAACAUUCUUAAGCUGCAAAGUUUGCUCUUUCAGCCUGGCAAAUAUUGAGGACACCAGUGUGGAUGCAAUUUGUUCUUUCAGAAAUGACUCCAAUCCUCAGGAAGUUAAUAAAGUCACCGUAUACCACACAUUCAGAGACAAUACAAAGAGCAUCUCCAUCUUAGGAGCAUAUUCACUGGACCAUACCAGCCUCUAUGUCAAUGAUUACCACGAAUCUGUUCCUUCCUCCACAGUAUCACCAACUGUGAGCACAACACCAAACCUGCAAACACAGCUUUUUGAUUUCAAUGUGACCUUCAUUAUUACUAACCUGGCCCUGACUGCAACAUUACAAUCUUCCAGUUCUGCACUGUAUAAAUCUGCAGCAAAUAUUAUUGCUUAUCAGUUAAAUAACCUGUUUACAAACAGCAAGAUCAACAGAACAUUCUCAAGAUGUAGAGUUCGUUCUUUCAGCCUGGCAAAUAUUGAGGACACCAGUGUGGACGCUGUCUGUUCUUUCAGAAAUGACUCUAAUCCUCAGGAAGUUAAUAAAGUCACCAUAUACCAUACAUUCAGAGACAAUACAAACAGAUUCUCCACCUUAGGAGCAUAUUCACUGGACCAUACCAGCCUCUAUGUCAAUGAUUACCACAAAUCUGUUCCUUCCUCCACUGAAGAGCCGGUUGUGAUAGUGACACAAUCUCCAAAUGAGGGGACAAGAUCCACUGACUUUAAUGUCACCUUCACAAUUAGUAACCUGACAUUCGUAUCAGAUUUACAAAACCUCAGUUCCUCUCAAUAUCAAGCUACAUCAAGCCUUGUUAUUAAUUCGCUCAGGAAUCUCUACAGAAAAAGCAAGAUAAAGAAAGCAUUCUUACAUUGUAAACUUGCAUCUUUCAGGCCUGGAAAUGAAGGCAAGACUAAGGUUAAAGCAAUCUGUUCUUUUAAAAAUAACCCCACUGUGAAUGAAGUUGAUAAAGCCACUGUUUAUAAUGAGUUCAGAGACAACACUGAGAAAAUCACUGCAUUGGGAAAAUAUGCAUUGAACAAAGACAGCCUUUACGUAAAUGGCUAUCAAGAAUUGAAACCAACUAUAACACCAACUAUAACUUUACCUGCAGUCUGGGAAGGAGACUUGCCAUUUGAGCUUAACUUCACAAUAAUAAACAGAAAUUUUACUGAAGCACUUAACGACACAAAUUCUCCUGAAUAUCAAAACAUUGCUGCCAAUAUUACCAGGAUGCUCACAGGAUUAUUUAAAAAGAGCUCUUUAAAGAAGAGUUACCGCACCUCUAAAGUUACAGGACUGAGACGUGGAUCAGUUAAAUGCACCUGCUUGAGCUACUUCAACCCCAACAAUGCAAAUGAACUAGUAACAGCAGAAAAAGUCAGAACAGAAUUCGCUAUUGCAACAAAUGAAACAACCUUACUUGGAAAUGUCUAUCAGCUAAAAAGUAACAGCUUAACAGUGGAAGCUAAAGCACCGAUUUCUGACAACAAAGUCGAAAUUCCAUACUGGGGAAUCAUACUCAUUGUUCUAGCCGCACUCCUUGUUCUAUUUCUGUUCAUCCUUGGAGGUAUACUGAUUGCAUUGUGCUUGAAAAGAAAGUACCUGGGGUCCUACAACAUGAUGCAAAACCCUGCUGGCUUCUACUUUCCACAUCAAAAAUUCUAUUGACAAGGAGCAUUAAUGAUAAAAAAAAACUGGUGAUAAACAGCAAAAAUGCAAAUUAGAAAAUGAUUAAAGUAGAAAUAGCAUGUUAUAAUUAUGUAACUAAAUGGAACUAAUCCAAAUGAAUUAUUUGUUGCAACUCUCUGCAUUCCUCUACGAAACUUUUAAGACUUUACUUGAAGAAAAGCACUAAAGGAAAAUAGCAGUCAAAAAAUAUUUUAUAUUGAUGACAAAAUGUUUAGGUAUUAAAGCUAAAAAAUAUUAAAAGUGACAAAUGCUUGUCACGCUUCUCUGUCUUGAACAUUUUCUUUGUGCAUCAGCUGCAAUAAAUUAUUGUCAUCAGUCACACAUCUUCUGCAUCAUAUUAAAUGUUAUAUUUAUCUCUGUUAUCUACAAGAAUAUCAAUGAUAUGAACUUCAAUAAUAAUCAGUACU
Rhincodon typus (whale shark) is the source of this 3002-nucleotide messenger RNA. Its product is annotated as mucin-16-like. The record is from RefSeq and is a predicted model, not a curated record. The transcript is spliced from 24 exons. Bases 100 to 2574 code for a protein of 824 amino acids. Lineage: Eukaryota; Metazoa; Chordata; Chondrichthyes; Orectolobiformes; Rhincodontidae.